AUGGCUGGAUCUGGAAGUUCUAAGGUGAGAACUCCGAUCUUCUCCGGUGAGAACUACAAGUUCUGGAGAAUCAAGAUGGUGACGAUUUUCAAAUCUCAUGGAUUAUGGAAAUUAGUUGAAAAAGGGGUUACGACCUCAGAUUCAAAGAAGAAGAAGAAAGAUGAAGGAAGCUCAGAAGAGGAAGACAAUGAGAAAACUGUGGCUGCAUAUAUGCAAGAUGCAAAAGCUCUGGAAACUUAUGAAUUACAGGAGGUUCUAGCAAUUCUUAAAAGCCAGGAACAGCGUUUUGAUAUGCACACUGUUGAUGCUACUGAUAAGGCAUUUGCCUCCUUCUCUGUGAGCUCAAAAGGGCAACAAAACAAGGGUAACUCUCAAUCCAGUGGUCUUAAGUCUCAAAAGAAUUGGAAUCCUAAGGGGAAACCAUGGGAGUCAAAAGGAAAGUCUCAACAGAACAAUCAUGCACCAAAUCACAGCUUCAGUUCAUCACAGCCAGCAAAUCAAGAAGCUGUGAAUGGAAAUUGGUACAUUGACAGUGGAUGCAGCAACCACAUGACAGGAAAUGUCAAUCGUCUUGUUGAUGUGAGAACCAAUAUGGCACUAGCCGGGAAAGUGCAAAUGCCAACUGGUGAUCUAGUUAAUGUGGCAGGAAUGGGAUCUCUUGUGAUUGAUACAACUAAAGGAAGGAAAUAUAUCAGAGAGGUGAUGUAUUUACCAGGGUUGAAGGAGAACUUGCUAAGUUUUGGUCAGAUGGAUGGGCAUGGGUAUUACUUGCUGUUUGGAGGAAAAGUAUGCAGUGUUUUUGAUGGACCAUCACUUGACAGCUUGGUUAUAAAAGUGGGAAUGAAAGAGAACAGAUGUUAUCCUCUGCACUUAAUGCAUAAUGAUCAAAUGAUGUUAAGAUCAAGUAUCACUCCUUGUACCUGGACUUGGCACAAGAGGCUAGGUCAUCUCAAUCUCAAGAGUCUUAAGUAG
Prunus avium (sweet cherry) is the source of this 972-nucleotide messenger RNA. Lineage: Eukaryota; Viridiplantae; Streptophyta; Magnoliopsida; Rosales; Rosaceae. The record is from RefSeq and is a predicted model, not a curated record.